Molecule: messenger RNA, 697 nt
Organism: Durusdinium trenchii
Lineage: Eukaryota; Dinophyceae; Suessiales; Symbiodiniaceae
Source: the annotation of a GenBank genome assembly
UUCACCUUUAGGAGGAGUGUUUUCGCCUUUGGAGUUGCAUCCGGUUCCUGGCAGACGCCAUGCUGUGUGUAUCGCUUGUGCUCCUACAAAUAUGGUUGGUGCACUGCUGCAAUUCUGGAGUCGAGCUCUCUUCGAACAACCUGUUAUGCAAGAAACGCCUUGCAUACCCGUGCGAUGCCAACAAUGAUGAAGUGGAAGGGUGUUGUUGUGAGAAUGGCUACCAAUGGAAUGCCACCGGAUAUUGUGAAGAAUGCUCCUUUUCCAUCAACUGGGGUUGCACAGCAGCCAUGGUGGUGGCAUCAGGCGCUGGAAUUGCUGCGGCGCCUGCACUCUUGGCACUGGCAGGGUUCACCAGUGCUGGCAUUUCUGCAGGGUCAUUAGCGGCACUGUGGCAAGCGAACAUGGCAGGGAUCGCGAGUGGGAGCCUUUUCUCUACUUUGCAAAGCAUCUCCAUGGCUGGUCUGGGUUGGGGUGGCACUGUUUCAGUUGGAGGCACUGUUGGAGCAUAGCUGCUAUGCCUCCCUGAGUUGUUUGGUCCAGCUUUAAAGCACUUAGGACGUCACAACCCAUUUAGAUCCUUAGGACGUCAGGAGCCUAGAGCAGGAGGGUCAAGCCUUAACUUAGCAGUGGUAUACAAAUAUGUAACUCUCUCAUGCCAUAUCAGUUGUGAGAAGGGUUGUAGAAGAUGGAGUAGGGC